Dimorphilus gyrociliatus is the source of this 3281-nucleotide messenger RNA. NCBI's taxonomy places the organism in Eukaryota, Metazoa, Annelida, Polychaeta, Dinophilidae. The record is from the annotation of a GenBank genome assembly.
AUUAUCGAUCACCACGGCGAAAGCUAUACAUAGGCAUCUGGUAAAAAUACUUGAAUUCUUUGCUUUUUUAUUUCAAAAACGGUUCAAUCUGUGACAAAAUUCAUAAAUCAUAAAAAUUUAAAAUGGACAAUUCCUCAUCGGCACUGGGAAUGGAAAAUCUUAGUGCUGUAAGAUCGAUUAUAGAAGUUGCCUGUCGCCAAGAUGCCCAAUGCGUUACUUCGGCAGUAGAUGUUUUGAAAUCAUCUGAAAAGAUUCCAAACUUCUUUGAGAAUUUAUGUCUGAUCUGGAACGAUCGAAAUGUAGAUAUAGAAAAUAGGCUAAUGGCAAUAAUAUAUCUUAAAAAUGGCAUUGAUCGUUAUUGGAGAGAAGGUGUAAGCAAUGUUAUUCAGGAGCAGUCAAAAAAAGUUAUUAGGAACAUGAUAUUAAAUUUUUCCGAACCAUCAGAACAAAUAGCAGCUCAAUUAUCCGUUCUAAUUGCGAAAAUAGCUCGAUACGAUAUUCCUCUUAGGUGGCCUGAACUAUUUCCAACAUUAAUCCAGAAUAUUCAAAUUCCUGAUCCAUUUCAAAGGAAACGAGCUAUAAUAAUACUUUUACACGUUAUAAAAGCACUAGCGUCAAAAAGGCUCUCAAACGAUAGAAAGGUGUUUGAAGAACUUACAAGAAAUUUAUUUGAAAUAGUACUUAAUGUUUGGCUAAAAAGUGAAAAUGCAGACGAAAUUGUUGUUACAUUAAAAAUUCUAAGGAAACUUAUAGUUUUCGGUUAUCCUAAACCCGAUGAUAAAGUUGGUUGGUUUAUGGAUACUUUAUUAAAUAAAACAAGAUGCAAUGUCCCAAUUUUUAGAGCCGAAGCUGACGGAGAAAAUAAGGAAAAAAUGGGUAAAGUCUGCCUAUGGUAUACUAAAAUAUUAAGAGAUACAAUUGAAGAACAUCCAUUAUUUUUUGGAAAUUUUGUUUUAAGAGCUCUAAAUCUAAUAGCAGAAAUAGCUUUUGGAAAUUUAUCUCCGGAUGAAAAUGAUAUAAAGAUAAGAAUAAAUCUGUUGAAUGUUUUGCAUUCAAUUAUACGUUUACCUGAUUAUAAAUUAAUAAAAACAUCUAAAACUCAUGAUGCAAACGAAGGACUUAAACAAAAAACAAACUUUUUCACUUACUCAACAAUCACUCAGCUUGGUCAGCAUUUAGUUAUGGAUAUGAUGGUUCUAACCGAAGAUAGUCUACAAGCUUGGGAGGAAAUUCCAGAAGAAUACGGCAAUGAGGACCACGCUGGUAUCUGUUACAAAUAUUAUUACUUUGAGAAGUGCGUUGAAAAGCUUUUCCUAUCCGUAAUUAAAGAAUAUUCGGAACAACUCUGCCCUCUGCUGCUUGAACUGCUGAACCAAUACUGCGGUAAUCCUGCAACAUUUUCUCACGACUUGGAAAGCGUACUCAGAAGAGAUGCCGUUUACAAAUCCAUUGGAUUAGCCUCCUAUCAACUAUACGAUGAACUUGAUUUUGAUUCCUGGUUUAAGAACUCCUUAGUAGCCGAAUUGAAUUUCGAUCAACCAUUCUCCUUUAUUCUUAGAAGAAGAAUAGUCUGGAUGAUCGCCAGAUGGCUUGGAGUGAAAUUUACAUUAAAAAAGGAUUUUUACAGAAUUAUAAGUAUCCUUUUGGGAGAAAAAGAUACUGUUGUAAAAUUAGAAACUGUCUCAGCUCUUCGUCUAGCUCUGGAUGAUUUUCAUUUGGAAUCCGAAGAUCUAGUUCCAUAUCUUGAAGAUAUAUUCCGUAAGCUAUAUGACAUUUUACUAUCUGUUGAAGAGGUUGAAUCAAAGAUUUUGGUUUUAAAUGUAAUAUCAUUUUCAAUGGAAAGAUGCGGAAGGAGUAUUAUACCUUUGACUAGUAAAUUAAUGGACUAUCUACCUAAUUUGUGGACGGCGGCUGAAAAAGAGCACACUUUAAAAUCUUCAAUUGUCACCGCUACGAAAUUGCUACUUGAAAAUUUACAAGAAAAGAAUUGUUCUCUUCUACAUUUUGUUUUACCGGUCAUUGAUAAUUGUACAGAUUUAGAUAAUCCCGAUACUAUUUAUUUAUUAGAAGAUGGUCUAGAGCUUUGGUUAGCCCAUCUUCAAAACGUCGAAGCUAUUUCCGAUGAGACCCUAUCACUUCUAGGGCGUAUAGUUAAAAUAAUGGAAAGUUCUACUGAGAAUGUACGGUGUUGUUUGAAAAUAUUUGAAAGUUGUGUUAUGGCAUCACCGAAUAAAGUUUACGAUGUGUUUGGUCAGAUGUUUGAUGACUGUUUCUCAAUGAUGAUGUCUGAAUUGAAAAACGAAGGGAUUGUACUCAUUCUAAGAACAGUUGAACUUUCAAUCCAACUUAUACCGCCGUCAACCUUUAAGAAAGUCUAUGAAAAUACAGUCUCAUAUCUAGUUCAGCCAUCAGAACCAUUAGAUGAAAACCCCGUAAUGACAUCCUUUCAACUAUCCAUCUUAGCAAGGCUUAUUUUAAAAAAUAUAUCAUCUCUAAACGAAUUGUGCUCAGAAAGUGGUCCCUAUAUUAUUAAACUAUUCAUACAGCAUAACGACUGCGUUAAUCACAUUGAUAAGAAAAAAUUAAGCACUUUGGCAGUUCUAACACUUCUUAAGUCGCCUUACAGACCAGUUCUAUUAGAGAUUUUCCCCGAAGUUGUUGACUUCUUGGUACAAAAUGCAGUCUGUAUUGUAAAGAAUGAUAAUACUUCGGACGCCUUAAAUUGGUCAAUAACACCAGAAAGUAAUUGGCACGAACGUCGGAAGAUGGAACUAAGUCAAAAAGACCCGGCACAAAACUUUGAUGUGAUUGUUUGUAUUAAACAAAUUAUCGAAGAACUCAAUAGAGAAGCAGGCCAAGAAAUAUGGACAAAUGUCAAUAGUGAAGUUCUAGAUCAAUUAAGAGAAUUGUUAAAUAGGGUAAAUAAUAAUCGUUUAAUGCAGAUGGCGCUUCUAGUAAAAGUAAAAAAAAUUUCAAAUUAUAAGCAUAUUGGAAUAAAAAUUAGAUUUUCUCACUUUGAAUGGAGAAAUAAUCCAAUUGUAAGAAAAUCUAGGAAAAAGGAUAAGAAUUAUUCCGAUUUGGAAAAGACUGAAUUAGUUAAAGGUGUAAAAGACAACUUCGAUAUCUUGGAAAAUGGAACAGCUAAAACUUACCCGAAAAUCCAUCAAUUACAAGCUGCCAUUUGGAUGGAUAUUGUAGAGAGGAUGCGAAAAAAAAGUGGAAUACAUAGAGAAAUUAAAGAUGUUGAGUUUCUUUUCUUUUCUUUAUUAAGGAAAAAAUAG